Postia placenta MAD-698-R-SB12 is the source of this 408-nucleotide messenger RNA. RefSeq lists its product as hypothetical. Gene Ontology annotation, biological process: alcohol metabolic process. Bases 1 to 408 code for a protein of 135 amino acids. NCBI's taxonomy places the organism in Eukaryota, Fungi, Basidiomycota, Agaricomycetes, Polyporales, Adustoporiaceae. The transcript is spliced from 5 exons. The record is from RefSeq and is a predicted model, not a curated record. Gene Ontology annotation, molecular function: alcohol dehydrogenase (NADP+) activity; zinc ion binding.
AUGUCGACUCUAGUUGAAUUCAAGGGCUACGCUCUCACAGAUUCUAAGAGGUGGGGCAACCUCGAGGUCAUAUCGCUCAAACCGAAGGCCUUCAAGUCAGAUGACGUUGAGAUCACCAUCACACACUGUGGUGGGUGGGGAGAGAGCAAGCUCCCCCUCAUCUUAGGCCACGAGAUUGUAGGGAAGGUAACGCGCGUCGGGGACAACGUCAAAGACAUUAAAGUAGGAGACCCCGUCGGUGUCGGCGCGCACAUCGGCAGCUGCAUGAGUUGCAGUGUGUGUAAGAGCGCCUACGAAAACUAUUGUGUCAACGGCAUCCCAACUCACAAUGGCGAGUACUCCGAUGGGGUGUUUGUCUUCUCCAUCCCGGACGAGACCGCGUCUCCCCAUGCUCUGAAAGUAUUAUAA